AUGGUUCGCAAUUGCGCAGGGUCGGGCCGAUGUUGGAUACUGUGGAUCGUGUUAGUAGGCUGCCUAGGCCGGUCAGUGUUGGCGCAAAGCAAUGGGACUAUUUUACGCGAAGGUUUCGACCUUCAACGGUGUGGUGUUCCACGGCUCAGCGGGCUUCGCAGCCGCAUCACGGAAGGUGAGCUGGCCAUGGAAGGACAUUGGCCCUGGCACGGCGGGUUGUUUCACCUGGACGAGUACCAGUGUGGCUGCACGCUGAUCAACGAACUGUUCGUGCUCACCGCCAGCCAUUGUGUGUACAACAGUGGCACGGGAUACAAACUGAAUGAGCGCAUUCUGCGAAUCAAGCUGGGCAUGUACCGGCUGUCGGCGAACGACACCGACCGAACGCAGGUGUACACGGUCCGGUCGAUCAUCUCGCACACGAAGUACUUGACGAGCAGCCACAAGCACGACGUCGCGCUGGUGCGACUGAACGACACGGUCCAGUUCACCGACUACAUCCAGCCGGUCUGUCUGGACCUGACGGAGUCGAUCUGGGUCGAGCACUUGGCGGACGUGCUGGGGACGGUGGUCGGCUGGGGCAUCACCGAGAAGAAUCGGGUUUCGGAUCAGCUGGUCAAGGCGGAAAUUCCGAUUAUCCGGUAUACGGACUGCGUCGAACAGGAUCCUUCUACCUACGGACCCCUUAUCUACAGUGGCAUGUACUGUGCCGGCAUUCUGAACGGUACGAGCCCGUGCAACGGUGAUAGUGGUGGUGGAAUGUACAUCUUCCGCGAGAACCGCUGGUUCCUGCGUGGCGUCGUGUCGUUUGCGAGGAUUCGGGCGGGGACGAACUUUUGCGACUCGUUCAGCUAUGUGGUGUUCAUGAACGUGCCGUACUACACCAAGUGGAUCUCGACGGAAGUGGAGGCCGCCCGGGAGAGCCUCCGGUUGGAGGCGACUACUCCGUCACCCAAAACGAACGUCUCCAGCCGUUGGGACUCGGAACUCGCCGAAAACGAUGCCUUGGAAGAAACGUUUUUCCCCGUCGCUAGGAUGGACACGGAAGGUGAAAGUUCCUCACCGUUUCCGAGGCGGACCGCACGCUGUGGACAGAAUGUGACGCUUUCUUGCGUGAGACCUUCGAACAGUAUCUUGUCUUACCGCAGGGAUGUCCGCUGGUAUAAGCGUAUCAAUGGGCGAAGGGAGUUUUUGGCAUCGAAAGCUCUGCUAAGGCUCCAGCCCGUCCGUCCUCAGGAUGCGGGAGAGUACUGGUGUACAACGACGGCGCGAUCGGGUCAACUGCUCGAAAGUGGAAUACUGCUCGAAGUGUCCGAUGUACCGCUGCGUUUUCGGCAGAACGGAGAGUCCAAAUCGUACGCCAGCUACGGUACACCGACGGGGACAGGGUUCUCCAUCACGCAGUUCAGCUUCGAGAUGACCUUUAGGACGACCGAAGCCGAUGGGCUCUUGUUCCACAAACCGGCCCUGCCCGAGCUGGAGAGCUGGAGCUACUCGCUGUCGCUCGAACGGUCGCGACUCACGUUCCGCAUGGUUCCGCCGGGGCAGGGUGAGAAAGUGUUCCGCACCGUUCGAUUGAACCUCGAGCCCGACCGGUGGAUGACGGUGCUGGUCAGCUGCUACGAUGGGCACGGUUUCCUCGCGCUGGACGGCCAGUAUCUGCUGGGCUUCGAGGGUCAUCUGCUGCAGCAUCGGCUCGAUCGGUACUACAUCGCGAACGAUCCCGACCUGCUAGAAGCGGUCAACUCGGGACUGAGCGGGUGCGUGAGCCGGGUGGCGGUGAACGAGCAGGAGCUGCGGCUGCUGGAGGAUGCCAGCGAAAAGGUCGGCGUGGAGCUGUGCGAUGAUUGUCCCACGGGGGGAUGCCGGGAUGCGGACGCCACCGUCUGCCCGGUGGAGCAGAUCUCGUGCAUAAAUUACGCCUGCAGCGAUGGGAGAUGCGACCGUACGGAUGCGUUUUCCCCCGAGAGAACGUGCGAUUUCCGACCGGGCACGUACGCGGACGGGCUGAGGUUUCAGCCGAACAGCUACGCGUCCUACCGGAGCUUCCUAUCGGCGACGCUGACAGUUGAGCUGCAGUUCCGCCUCCGUAGCCUGCAGGACGGGAUCGUACUCCAUACGGCCGAGCACCGGCGCGGGUACGGGAAGUUCAUUACCGUCCUCUUCAAGGCGGGCCGCAUCGAGCUGCGCUUUACAACCGACGCCCAUUUGACCACGACCUUCGUGGAGUCGGAGGUCCCGUUGGCGGUGGGACGUUGGCAUCUGCUGAGGGCGGGCUUCGCGAACGGUUACGUGUAUCUGCAGGUUGACGGUGAACGGAAGGUAGAGCGUAGCGUCGCCGGAAAGCUGGUCUCACCGGAACGGCAGCUGGUCGUUUUUGUCGGUGGAGUUCGCUGGAAGGGCUUCAUCAACCGUCACAGGGACGUAUGGAGGGGUCUAGACGGUUGCAUUAAGGGGCUGAAACUUUCCGGCCUUCCGGUGGAUAUGGUCGACGAUAUGGUGGAAUCGGCCAACGUACAAAGAUGCUGAGGAGGGUGGCAGCAUUGGCAGCAUACCUGGCAGGGCAGGUACACCAUCCCAUUGGCCUCGACCCCACCCAAGCCAUCGCCUGGCAUGGAUCUGCCCACUUUCGAUUACGGCAGCUUCCGAUGGGUCACUGGAAAGCAUGGAUCGCUUUCGCUGUGUCGAUGGACGGAUGAUCAGUUCAAGCUGCAGGAACGAAUACGAUCGACGAUGAUCGAACAGCUGUUCGAAAACCAGUUUUUCAUCGUCACGAAGAUCGCGUUCAUCGGUUAA
Messenger RNA from Anopheles coustani, 2796 nucleotides. RefSeq lists its product as uncharacterized. Gene Ontology annotation, molecular function: serine-type endopeptidase activity. Gene Ontology annotation, biological process: proteolysis. The transcript is spliced from 7 exons. The record is from RefSeq and is a predicted model, not a curated record. NCBI's taxonomy places the organism in Eukaryota, Metazoa, Arthropoda, Insecta, Diptera, Culicidae.